This is a messenger RNA of Seriola aureovittata, 2412 nucleotides long. It is a transcript of the gene taf5l, whose product is annotated as TAF5-like RNA polymerase II, p300/CBP-associated factor (PCAF)-associated factor. The record is from RefSeq and is a predicted model, not a curated record. Lineage: Eukaryota; Metazoa; Chordata; Actinopteri; Carangiformes; Carangidae. The transcript has 5 exons. Gene Ontology annotation, molecular function: protein binding; transcription coactivator activity. Gene Ontology annotation, cellular component: histone acetyltransferase complex; nuclear protein-containing complex. Gene Ontology annotation, biological process: regulation of DNA-templated transcription. Bases 159 to 1961 code for a protein of 600 amino acids.
CAGAUCCCUGCGCUACUCGAUGGCGGCUGAGCGGGAGGGGGGCGGACGACCACGAUGGAGUUGCAAAGACGAGCAGCGGCGUAGAUUGAGCUGCGUUAUAACUUCGUCUUCCUGUGUAUAGCAACCAAGGACGGAGAAGCACGGCCCGAUAUGCAGUCAUGAAGCGGGUUCGCACCGAGCAGAUCCAGUAUGCCGUGGCUCAGUACCUGAAGAGGAGGCAGUAUGUGGACACCGACGGCUCCCUGAAAGGAGCCAAACUGUUCCAGUCGGCCGAGGAGAUGGCUGCCAGCCUCACAGUGCAGACAGAGUCGGGUUGUGCCAACAUCGUCUCUGCUGCUCCCUGCCAGGCGGACCCGCAGCAGUAUGAGGCUCAGUACUCCAGGCUGCGCUCCUUUCUCUCAGAAACAGAAAUAUCCUGGGCGAAGGAGGUGAGCAGCAUCCUCUACCCGCUCUUCAUCUACCUCCACCUGGACAUGGUGCGAUGUGGCCUGAAGGGGGCAGUAGACGGUUUCUACAGUCGUUUCCACAGUGCCUUUCUUCAGGACAGCGAGCAGCGUGCCAUCAUAGAGCAGCUCCGCCAUGUUCUCACCGCUCAGGACGUUGCAGCCAAUCCCAAGCUGAGUGCUUUCCUGGAGCACAAGUAUGUGGUUCACCUGACGGAGCCGGCCUACAGCUACCUGCUGCGUUACCUGCAGAGCGAGGACAACAGCGCCCUCUGCAGGGCCCUCAGCACACACCUGCAGGUGGAGGUCACCGCCUCCAGGCGUACGGACUACCAGCUGUACGGAACUGCCAGUGGGGCGACCGCCACCCCGAACUCCACCUCGACCUGGGCGGGAGUGGACGGGGCGGAGGGCGGGGAGGGGGUGGAGGUCCCCGCAGGGAUCCCGCAGAGCGAGGCGGCCCUGGACGCUCUGCAGGACUGCAUCAAGAAAGUCCGCGAGGGCCCCCCCUCGCUCACCACCGUGUGCUUUUACGCCUUCCACCACACGGAGCAGAUGCUCAACACCGCCGAGGUCUCGGCCGACAGCCGGCUGCUGGCCGCCGGCUUCGACAGCUCCACGGUGAAGCUGUGGAGCCUCCGAGCCAGAAAGCUGAAGGCCCGGCCGCAUCAGGCCGACGUGUCGCGCAUCCACCUGGCCUGCGACGUGCUGGAGGAGGAGGUGGACGAGGAGGACGGCUCGGGCAGCGAGGUAAAGACGCUGCGAGGUCACAGCGGCCCGGUGUUUCGCACGUCCUUCCUGACGGACAGCUCCGGGCUGCUCUCCUGCUCCGAGGACACGACCAUACGUUACUGGGACCUGGGCAGCUUCACCAACACGGUGCUGUACCAGGGCCACGCCUACCCGGUGUGGGACGUGGACGUCAGCCCCUGCAGCCUUUACUUCGCCAGCGGCUCCCACGACCGCACCGCCCGCCUCUGGACGUUCUCCCGCACCUACUCGCUGCGGCUCUACGCUGGCCAUCUCGCCGACGUCGACUGCGUCAAGUUCCACCCCAACUCCAACUACCUGGCCACCGGCUCCACGGACAAAACCGUCCGGCUGUGGAGCACCCAGCAGGGGGCGUCUGUUCGCCUCUUCACUGGCCACCGCGGCCCGGUGCUGUCGCUCGCCUUCUCACCUAACGGAAAGUACCUGGCGUCUGCCAGCGAGGACCAGCGGGUGAAGCUGUGGGACUUGGCGUCGGGGACGUUGUUCAAAGACUUGCGGGGACACACGGACAGCGUCACCAGCUUGUCUUUCAGCCCGGACAGCAGCCUAGUGGCGUCGUCGUCUAUGGACAACUCAGUCCGGGUGUGGGACAUCCGUAACUCCCACGGCGGGAUGCCGGCUGACGGCUCGUCCAGCGAGUUGGUGGGACUUUACACUGGAAACACCAGCAACGUGCUGAACGUCCAGUUCAUGGCCUGCAACCUGCUGCUGGUGACGGGAACUGCACAAGAGAAAGCAGAGCAGUAGCCACGGACGUUUGUGUUUGUGUUUGGGAGAAAAGGUUGAAUGUCUCCAGGUGUGUGUUUGAGAAUGUGGUCACCGUUCAGACUGUGGUUUCCUUCCUUCAAUGUCAGCACCUGCCCAGGAGUCAGGUUUUUGUUUUCCUCAUUAGUUAUCGUCAUAGAAAAGCAGCAAGGUUAAAUAUGUUUUAUUUUUUGUAAUCCUUAAGUUUCAGUCUUCAAAAACUGGUUUAGAUAUUCUUUUCUAGAGAAAUGACCUUCUGUCGCUGGUGGUGUUUUCACAUUACCAAAGUGUCUUCACUAGACAUCAGUGUUAAAGAAUUCCUCAGUUUCUUCUUGUAGCUGAUGAUUUAAAAAGCGUAAAGUUCUGGGUCUGGUGCCUUGGUGAUCGAAGACUGUUCACUCUGCUGUCAUGCACAAGUUUAAUUAUCAAUAAAAAAGCAGCAUAUGAAAUGUGA